Xiphias gladius (swordfish) is the source of this 6802-nucleotide messenger RNA. It is a transcript of the gene ext1b, whose product is annotated as exostosin glycosyltransferase 1b. Bases 530 to 2752 code for a protein of 740 amino acids. Gene Ontology annotation, cellular component: membrane. Gene Ontology annotation, molecular function: glycosyltransferase activity. Lineage: Eukaryota; Metazoa; Chordata; Actinopteri; Istiophoriformes; Xiphiidae. The transcript is spliced from 11 exons. The record is from RefSeq and is a predicted model, not a curated record.
GGUUUUUUUUUUUUUUUUCGCACUCCCCGGUCAAUGCGUUACCGAGUUUAACAUCCAAAGCGGGGUAUACCUUUCCGUCUGGGAGAGCCUCGGGGACCCCUGCCGCUUGCUCAUCUCGGGGGAGAGAGUUCCCAGGCGCUCCUCGGACAGUUUUCCAUUUGAAUAGCCCCACACGCAGGCAGCCUGAAUGAGGGUGAGAAGAAGCGCAGGGGAAGAGAGUCGCUUCGUGUGAUUGUGUCCGAGAGGGUCCGGGCACCGCUGAUCUUUUCGGGUGCACCCGAGCCCCGCGGUAGGCGCUGUGCGACAUGGUCAAACUCUACAGAAGAGGGGGAAAGGGACAAUACUUUUAAAAUCGCCCACAUGCACUGGAUCACUUGCUGGAUUUGGGAACCGAAUACGCAGAAGGGGGAUUGGGGAUCCUUGGAGGCUGCCGGAGGAUGGAGCGGUGUAGCCGGGGUUGGUGAGAGCCUGACUUCGGGCCACUUUACAUUUCUUAUUCCUAAACAGCUCGCCCCUGUUCCCAGGACACAUGCAGGCCAAAAAACGCUACCUGAUCCUGCUCUCAGCCGGUGCAUGUCUAGUGCUUCUCUUCUAUCUCGGAGGGAUCCAACUUCCAGCGGCGAGCAGGAGCAGGCAUGACCGCAGCCGAAAUGGGUACCGGCCUGACCAGCCCUGGCCUCACUUUUCGGACCCUUUAUACCCUUUCCUGCCCUGGGAUCAGACUGACACCGAGGAGUACAACCUGCACAUAUCUCCGAGGCAGAAGAGGGACGUCAACACGAGUGUUUACAAAGGCAAACGGUGCCGCAUGGAUUCAUGCUUUGAUUUCUCUCUGUGUCAGAAGAACGGAUUCAAAGUUUAUGUUUACCCGCAGCAGAAGGGGGAGAAGAUCUCCGAGAGUUAUCAGAACAUUUUAUCCACCAUUGAGGGGUCGAGGUUUUACACCUCAGACCCCGGGCAAGCGUGUCUGUUCGUCCUGAGCCUGGACACUCUGGACCGGGACCAGCUGUCCCCGCAAUACGUCCACAACCUGAAGACCAAGGUCCAGAACCUGCCCCUGUGGAAGGACGGCAGGAACCACCUUAUAUUUAACUUAUACUCGGGGACGUGGCCGGACUAUACGGAAGACUUGGGCUUUGACAUCGGUCAAGCCAUGUUGGCCAAAGCCAGCAUCAGCACCGAGAACUUCAGGCCCAACUUCGACGUGUCCAUCCCCCUCUUCUCCAAGGAGCACCUGAGGACCGGCGGAGAGAGGGGGUACCUCAAGUACAACUCCAUCCCGCCUUUUCGAAAGUACAUGCUGGUGUUCAAGGGGAAGCGCUACCUGACCGGUAUCGGCUCGGACACCAGGAAUGCCUUAUAUCACGUCCACAACGCAGAGGACGUGGUGCUGCUCACAACCUGCAAGCAUGGCAAAGACUGGCAGAAGCACAAAGACGCACGCUGUGACAAGGACAACGCAGAGUAUGACAAGUACGACUACAAGGAAAUGCUCCACAACUCCACCUUCUGUUUGGUGCCCCGCGGCAGACGGCUGGGCUCCUUUCGCUUCCUCGAGGCGCUGCAGGCUGCAUGUGUACCAGUGAUGCUGAGUAACGGCUGGGAGCUACCUUUCUCUGAGAUCAUCGACUGGAACACAGCCGCAGUGAUCGGCGACGAGAGGCUCCUGCUGCAGAUUCCAACCACGGUGCGCUCCAUCCACCAGGAUAAGAUCCUGUCCCUCAGACAGCAGACUCAGUUCCUCUGGGAGGCCUACUUCUCCUCUGUGGAAAAGAUAGUGCUGACCACACUGGAGAUCAUCCAGGACCGUGUGCUGGAGCACGGCUCCAGGAGCAGCCUGAUGUGGAACAGUCACCCUGGGGGACUCUUCGCCCUGCCGCAGUACUCUGGAUACCUGGGAGACUUCCCUUUCUACUACGCCACACUGGGCAUUAAACCGUACCCCAAGUUCACAGCGGUCAUCCACGCCGUCUCCCCUCUGGUGUCCCAGUCGCAGCCCAUACUCAAGCUCCUGGCAGCUGUGGCCAAGUCCCAGUACUGUGCACAGAUUAUUGUCCUGUGGAACUGUGACAAGCCUCUCCCGGCAAAGCACCGCUGGCCCGCCACCUCAGUGCCCGUCAUCGUCAUCGAGGGAGAGAAUAAGGUGAUGAGCAGCCGCUUCUUGUCCUAUGAAACCAUAGUGACCGACGCUGUCCUCAGCCUGGAUGAAGACACAGUGUUGUCCACCACAGAGGUGGACUUUGCCUUCACUGUCUGGCAGAGUUUUCCCGAGCGCAUCGUGGGUUACCCUGCCCGCAGCCACUUCUGGGACAGCAACAAGGAGCGCUGGGGCUACACAUCCAAAUGGACCAACGAUUACUCAAUGGUGCUGACUGGGGCCGCCAUCUACCACAGGUAUUACCAUUACCUGUACACCAACUACUUGCCCACUAGUCUGAAGAGCAUGGUGGACCAGCUGGCCAACUGUGAGGACAUCCUGAUGAACUUUCUGGUUUCUGCUGUCACUAAGCUGCCACCCAUCAAGGUCACACAGAAGAAACAGUAUAAGGAGACCAUGAUGGGACAGUCUUCAAGGGCUUCUCGCUGGGCCGAUCCAGACCACUUCGCCCAGCGACAGACCUGCAUGAACAAGUUCGCCAGCUGGUUUGGCGCCAUGCCACUGGUCCACUCCCAGAUGAGACUGGACCCCGUCCUGUUCAAAGACCAGGUCUCCAUCCUCCGCAAGAAAUACAGGGACAUCGAGAGGCUCUGACAGGACCGGCGCCCCCUCGGGGGAGACCCCAUGCAGGGGGAGGCACGAGAGACUGACUCAGUGGAGAGUAGAAGGAGUAGUAGGACUACAGCAGGAUGGACAGGGAGCAACACAGCUCUGUCUUCCACUCAGCACAUUGCCAAUGACCACAGCGCUGCUGCUGCCAGGACUUGACACGGGAAGGGAUGAAUAGGAAACAAGCAGAUGGCGUUUGGAUUUGAAAAACAAAAACAAAACACGCAAACACAGACAGAAAAAGAGGGGUACACAAACUGAUGGACAAGCCAAACAGUACUGUAUGUUAGGCAAACGUGCAAACACACAGCACACACUACUGACGACAAGAACUCUUAGAUAGAAUAUUUUUUUGUACAACAUGAACAAGGACGACAUUGACUUUCCUCUGUCCGCACAUGUACAGGACGGUAGAAGAGGGAAGGUGUCCAUGAUCGCAAACCUGGCAACCCCACCCACCACAAAUCCUACUGGUCGCCCCUAGCAACCCCAGUCUGCAUCAGGACAUAAUAACGGACUCACUACCAAACCCCUGCUCUAUAGCCUGGGAAACCCUGUUCUUUGGUUGGUUUGAUUUCAUUGUACAAAUCAGCUCUCGGUAUCACUGAUGAACCUUUUUCCUCGCUGAGAGGUUUUGAAUCCGAGCGUCAUCAGCUUUAUAAUUUCUUUGUUUUCAAGACGCAGAAGGUUAACAGCUGUUAGUACACGGUUUUCAUAGAAAAGAGGCCAUUAUUUCCUGAUAUACGCGGCUAUCGACACCUCCUUGAGCCUCAAGUCCGAAAACAUCCUGUCUGUCGUAUCCCUGGCUCAUUCCUUGAUGUGCUGAUAUGGCUUUUAUAUUGGUCCAUCUGCUUCCCUGUUAUCACUAAGAUAAGUUAGAAAAACAUCUCGUUUCAUAUCCCAUUUUCCUCUCAUACUCACCAUGGCAGUUGUACUUUUCUUAUCUUUUUUUUUUUUCCACUCACUUUCAUCAUCUUUUCUUUCCCCCUUCAAACACUCUGUACUUUCACUCCUUUGUGCAAGUGUGUGCUUGUUGUGUGUGCAUGUGUUGUGUGUACAGAGCCUUGAAAAGUUGGCUCAUCCAACCAUAAGCUCAAGCGGAGUACAUUUUCCCUCCGUAGGAAUGAGCGAAAUGAACAUUUCUGGAUGAAAUGGAGCAGAACACUGCAUUCUAACCGAAACUCGUUUCGCCCAUUUUUUUUUGCUUCCUGCACGGCCUCAGAGCACUAUCCUUAACAGGGGGAACAUUUCAAACCAUAGCAGGUCUUUAGUGACCAGCGUCAUUUCACAGGAGUGUUUGUAGAGAGAUUUUUAACACUAAGCGCAUCAGUGCCAUUCUGACAUCAGGGUCUGCCUUUAAAACUCUUUAUUGCACAUCACGUUGCCUACAUCAGUUUGAGAUGCCUAGAUGCUCUCCUGUUGAAAUAUUAUAGUCAUCAGUCCGAUGUUGCUCUCCUGCCGCCCAUGAUUUUUUUUUUUUUUUUCCCCCCUCUGUGAUAUAUCAGAGAACCUCAGAGCCAUUAAAUUGACAAAAGGUUUUCUCCUCCAUUUGUCAGGCAGAGAUACGUUUGGGCUUCAAUUAGGUAAACCUAUUUCAUUUGGAGUGCUGUUUUAUUCCCGAGGGGACAAGCUGUUGAUGAAACACUCAAACAUUAUGAACCAUUGUGUUGUGAAAGCAGUGACCCACAAACAUGACCUGCAAGCUAAUGCUAGCCUUCAGAGGAUAGCUCCCCUCCCCAACGCACCCUCCCCUGCGAUCGUGCUUGUCCAUUACUUAUAACAGCCGCUCACAUCGUCAUUAUGUCCACAUCAAACCGCCUGACAUUUUGCACCUUAAAUUACCUUAUUGGUAUUGGAAAACCAGAUGAAAAUGCUAAAAUAAGCUUUCUCAACCUUUAAUUGAUCAUUUCAAAGAGAGGCUGUCUGAGGAAAUGGCUGGCUCAUAGCUGUGCUGCUCCACGCUGUCAUUAAGUCUGGAUGCAGCGUGCAGCCGAGAGCACAGUCAGUCCACUCACACAUGUAGUUCGCAGACACUUGAAUUAAAGCAGCAUGCUUUUAGUGGCCUUUCUGUCAGGCUGGCAUUCAGCAUAAUGUCUCAGCCAAAGCUUUUCAGUGUGUGUUAAUCAGUAGCUGCCAUCGCCAUCAUCAAGACCGGUGUCACACAUUCAAUGACUGUUUUACUUUAAGUGUUUUUCAUGUUUCAUGUUUUGUUCUACGAGAGUUUAUGUAAAAUGUAUUAUAAAGCCUUUACAGUGUCAACAAAGGUGACACUCGGGCUUUUAGGUGUCAUAUCCAAAUACUGCAACAGAGAAGCUCCUCUGUUUCAGCACAUCAUAUCGAACCCAGCAGGACUAUCACCAUCAUUUUGAAUAUAAUGUUUGUAUUUACACUCUGGGACUUUGAGUUUGGAUUUUGAUUAUUGAUUUUUUUUUUUUUUUUUUGCCAGGAGAGAUUUAUGAUCUGUUUAGUCACAACAAAAACUGUUCGAUCAUCUUCAGUAUGUGAUUCUGGGAAAAACAUACUCUGCAUCUGGUCCCCAUUUCAUCUUCAGAGAACCAUAUUGGUUGAAUCCAUAUCAAAACUUUUAUGUCUGAUUGUUUGAAUCAUUGUUAUUGAUCAUCUCAAGAGAAAUGCGUCCCCCAGCUUUGCAAAAAAAAAAAAAAACAAAACAAAAAAAACCACCACCCAUUUCAAAUCCCUGCAACCCUCAGCACUGUACAUAGACAUAUAUUUAUUUUUUUGGAAAAAAAAAAAAAAAAAAGACUGUGUACGAUUUGAGAUGAUGUGGCAAGAACAUAAGACUGAUCCUGCAUCGCUGAGGGGAGUUAAUGGUAUUUAUUCAUUUUAUUUUCGACACACUGUGCACAUUAAUCCACACAGAUGCCGAUAUACAGCUCAUAUUAUAUUUCUCAAUGCAUUGGUUUUCCAGGGAAACAUCUAUCACACUUGCUUCACUUUCUCGUUGAGAGAGAGAGAGAGAGAGAGAGAACAUUUUCAGAACCGUAGUAGUAGAGUUUUAACUCCUGAAAAGAUUGCAUACACCAGCGAUCUAGAAUUGGAUUGGGCUGCACCAUCUUGGCUCUCCACGGGAGUCAAAUUGCAACGUCCCAAUAAAGACUACGCCAACUGAAACAUGGAAAAUAAUAAGCAGCUGGGUCCCCUGUACCAGAUGGAAACAUUUUCAGAUUCUGCUGUAACAUCUUCCCCCAAUGCAUUACAAUAAUGCGUCUGGGGCUCUGACACAGUUGUGUUUAAAUUACCUCUUUCACAGCUGGGUUUCAGGUCAGAUAACUUGGCAAAAGAAACGGUCCCAUCUUUCAGCUGGCGUAUAUCAUCAAGUUCAGAGUGCGAUGGAUGUGAGUGAGGCCACAAGGAAAACCUCUGUAUCCACUAAAACGCCUGUCAUUUGAUCAGGAGCAACAUUAUGCAAGUUAUCACUGUGUGCUUCAACACAGAUGGAAGAAGGUUUACCCAAAAUUUGCCAGGCAGUUGGUGUUUAUAGCAACAGCAGCAUGAAUUCUGGAAACUAGUCUGUUCUUGAUUUGUGCCUUUUAUCAACAUUUGAGUUCUUGACACGCCAAGCACAGUCUGUCCUAGACUGUUUCCAGUAGAUGGGCAACAAUAGCACCAUGUGCGGGGCCUGAACUGCCCUGCCUCCAUACACUGGAUGAGACACAGCUUCCAUUGUCUUUAUUUUAACACCCCAUUUUCAUCUUUGUGUUUUGACACUGUUGCUAAGGCAACCACGCAUGACCACUUCCUGUUUGGGAUUAUUUAUCGGUGAUUGGCUGUAUCACAUUACCAGUCGGCAGUAAUAUCUGUUGAUCUGUAAGGACUCGGUCAAGCCCAGCUGUCCUAAUGCCUUCUACUCCCUCUUACCUUGUAAUUAACAGAAGACUUUUAUAGAGGUCACAAAUGAAAUAGAUAAAUGCCAAUUUUGUAAGAAUGAUUUAUAAAAAAAAUAAACUCAUAUUUGAUGAUAACUGGAUCUCUUUGUGUCCUUUAUAACAGGAAGCGUUUACUAUGUGUACAAUA